GAAGGUCUUAUAGACGCUAGCGGAGGCUUUUCCAGAUUCCAGAUCCUUUUGUUUUCCUCGGUCAGUAUGAGUAAAGUAGGGCCGACAUGGAGCAUGCUCGUUAUGACGUUUGCUGGGGCGAUUCCAUCUUGGCAAUGUGAAAACGGUGUAAACGAUUACACAUCACACAACAAUCUUUCAACUUUGAACCCUGCGCAUAGUAAUGGAAGCGCAUCUUUUCAACAAUGUUAUCCUUCCGGUAAUUCUACAUCCGACGGUUGCACUGACUUCAAGUUUGCUGGCGAUAUGAACACAAUCGUCAGCGAGUGGUCCUUGAUUUGCGACAAAGACUGGGUAGCCUCCACGAUCACCACAAUCCAGAUGAUUGGUCUACUUGUGAGUGGACUCACCGCUGGUCAUAUAGCUGAUGGAAUUGGCCGGAAGCCUACCUACUUCAUGUCUUUACUCAUGCUUGUCAUCUGUAAUGUUAUCGCUGGAUUCUCCACUUCUUGGAAAAUGUUUGCAGUUAUGCGCUUUUUGCUGGGAUUCGGAUCCGGAUGUUAUUUGACAGUAUUCUAUAAUUUUAUGAUGGAAUUCAUUCCUUCCAAACACAGACCCAUCGUCGUUGCCUUCCCAUCAUGGGCUGUCUGGGCAUGCGCACUCGGCUUCCUAUCCAGUUGGCUUCGAGAUUGGAGCCACAUCCAUUUCGCUACAGCUGUCAUGACUGCUCCGUGGAUCUUCUUUUGGUGGGUGACCCCUGAGAGUUUUCGAUAUCUGGUGUCCCAUAAUAAAAUCAACGAGGCGAAGGAUGUCGUACGGAUGAUGGCACGCAUUAACGGUCGACCUGUUCCUGAUCUCCAGAAACUCCGUAUGCUCGCUGACAUUGAUAAGGCGAUAGAUGAAAGGAAGUACACGGUGAAGGAUAUCUUCUCGUCGAAAACACUCCGGAAGUAUACGUUUCUUCUCGGUGUCGGAUGGUUGUCAUGUGGUUACGGUUAUUAUGCUAUCUCGUUUGGUGUACAGAGCCUAUCCGGGAGCCUUUUCUAUAACAUGUUUCUACUCACCGUUGUUGAGGUACCCGCUCAGAUGUCAACAUACUAUCUGUCCAACAAAUUUGGAAGGAAGUGCACAGCGUUUGGGUUUUUCACAAUUUCAAGCCUUUCCUCAAUCGUUGUUGCCGUAACACAGAUCACAGAUAUUGAACUGAAGCAUCAACUAAUGAAUGGAUUUGCGAUGGCAGCGAAAAUGGGUGUUGCUGCAGGAUGGUCAGCCCUCAUGUUACUGACCACCGAAAACUACCCUACAGUUGUUAGAAACAUUGGAUUUGGUUUACAAUGCUCCGUCAGCAGAGUCGGUGGGAUGGUGGCGCCACUAGUUGUUUAUCUGAAUCAUCACUUUCCUGGUGCAUUAUACUUCAUAUGUGGAGGACUUCUGUUGAUCUCGGCGGUGUGUACGUUAUUUAUACCGGAAACAAAGGGGAGGGCAAUGCAGGAUGUCAUCGACGAAAACGCCACCAGAGGGAGUCCUUGUCAGCUACAUUCUUUACUCUCAUCAGACUCACCUUCAGACGAAUCAUCGGGUACUGUCACCGAAAACGUGCCGUCUAAAACUUCAAAUCACUGA
Molecule: messenger RNA, 1602 nt
Organism: Ylistrum balloti
Lineage: Eukaryota; Metazoa; Mollusca; Bivalvia; Pectinida; Pectinidae
Product: solute carrier family 22 member 21-like
Exons: 8
Coding region: 67-1602 (511 amino acids)
Biological process (GO): transmembrane transport
Cellular component (GO): membrane
Molecular function (GO): transmembrane transporter activity
Source: RefSeq, a predicted model, not a curated record